AUGUUCGAUGGAGCCUUUCUCCCUGUUGAGAGCUCCGACACUUUUCUCUCUUCUCACACUCUCGGUGCCUGCCCCUCGAACUCCUUUACCUAUCUCCACCCCGCCCGGGCCGUCGCUUGCCUGAUCACCCCCGCCUGCGAGCUGCAACACUUUGGAGCCCGAGGAUGCAGCUUUGCGUUCGCAUCUCUCCACCGCCAACGGAAAACUAUGGAGGCCCCUAGGACACACCAGGAGGCACGACACAAUGCUGAUCGCGGGGUAAGGGAGUUGUAUCGCUACUAUCAACCAGCCGCUCAAGCCGAUGUGAUCCCAUCGUGGCUACCAACAGGCGACGAGUUCCCAUUUCUUGCGCCCUCUGGGAACACAAUCACCCCUCCGGUCUCCGAAAGCUUAGAGUCCAACAGCACUAUCACCUCUCAACCCGCCACCUCCUCCGUCGGAUCCGACUCGUUGAUUCUCGGCACUUCGAAUAGCACCCUCACUUCCUUUGCGCAACUAGCGGCUUUGCGCCUGAACGUCGAGCGAGUGUUGAUUGCUGUUCUGGACCGUGACCGUCAACACAUUGUCGCCGAAGCCACACAAACCAUCAAUCUGAACGACCCGUCAAUUCAUGACCAGAAACAAGACCUCUGGCUGGGAACGCCCGACACUCGCAAGUCAUGGAGCAUUUGCAAGGAUAUCGCUGCUUUACCCCCAAACACUCGCCAAACCGCAGAGUAUCAGUUCUUGAUUGUGAACGACAUGACCGAACACGAGCGCUACCGGAACCUUUCAUUUGUGGAGAAGGAACCAGGAUUUCGAUUUCUUGCCGGAACGCCCUUGACUUCCGGUAAAAACAUCAACAUGGGUUGCUUUUUUGUGUUGGACAAGAAACCUCGAGAUGGGUUGACUGCCUUGGAGAAGGAUACUCUGGGUUCUUUGUCAACGCUUGCGAUGGACUAUAUGAAAAUUUGCAGACAGGCGUCAGAAGGCCGCAGGGCUGCUCGGCUCUCUCGGGGGCUGAGUUACUUUGUUGAGGGAAGCUCCAGUUUUGUGGAUGUCAAUGAUCCGUCGCGCACCGAUAGCGUGGGCCCUCCGUCGGCUACCCCGCCGUCUUCUUACAAUCGAAUGAGUGCUAUGGCCAACAGCGGGGAGAAUAGUGCAGAGCAAGCCUCCCGCGGGGCGUCAAACAGUCCCCCAAACGAUCGCUCACUCAGCAAUGACGCGCGAUCCUUCACUUCUGUCCCAUCCGAUCUGAAAUUGGACAGUGAUUCCAAGCCGGACAGCGACUCGAAGCCGGACAAUGACAGUAAAUCGGGAAGCAACUCCAAGCUUGGUAGCGACUCCAAGCUUGGUAGCGGGUCCAAAAACGAAUCGGGAACUUCUGGUGUCGAAAGUUCACUACCAGAGUGGUUGACAAGCAGCAAUCGGAAUCAGUUACCGCCCGAUGAUUCUCAGGGCAACUCAUGGUGUUUCCGCAGGGCCGCCAACCUUCUUCGAGAAAGCCUCGACCUGAGCGGCGAAAGCGGCGUCAUUUUCCUGGAAGCCAACAAUGCCCCCAUGAUGGAUAUUGAUACGGGGAGCGACUGUUCGGAAACCGGUGGACCCGCGCCCGUGCUCUCUGUCUCAACGAAUGAUGAGCCGUUCGCCCCACGGGCUGGGUCAAUGGCCUCACUCCCGGCCGCCAGCUUGGACCAAUCGUUCUUACAAACACUCCUGCGACGGUACCCCAGGGGAAAACUCUGGUCAUUCCACCGCGAUGGCCUCAUCUCAACAUCUGACGACGACCAAGAACCGGGAGACGGUCACACUCUUGGAACCAGUGCCACCAGUCGGUCUCCUUCCAGCGGCGCGCGUGAGCCUGAACACUCGAAGCCCAUGCGGAAGCGAAGGAAAGCAGGGGAAAAUUCCGUACUCAAUCAGUAUUUCCCCGAUGCCACCCAAAUCAUGUUCGUGCCUCUGUGGAACGCUGUUGGUUCGCAGUGGUUUGCGGGAUGUUUCUGUUGGAGCACCAUUGAAACACAGGUUUUCAAUACCUCGGUUGAGUUGAGUUCGGUGCUCGGGUUCUCAUCCUCUAUCAUGGCCGAAUACAGCCGCGUUGAGUCCCUUAUCGCAGAUCGCCAGAAGGGUGACUUCAUUGGAAGCAUCUCACAUGAACUCCGCAGCCCACUUCAUGGCAUCUUGGCGGCAGCUGAAUUUUUGAACAGCACCCACCUCAAUGAAUUCCAGGACUCGCUACUUGAGACCGUCAACGCCUGUGGGCGGACCUUAUUGGACACAAUGAAUCAAGUUCUCGACUUCAGUAAGGUUGUUUCGUUGGAGCGAACUUGGCGCACACUGAAACGCAAGAAAGAGUCUCCGCUCGAUCUCAAAGGACCAGAAAAAUUGGCUUACCACUUGGAUACAUAUGUGGCGACUGAUGUCGCCAUCCUCGCCGAAGAAGUGGUCGAAGGAAUUUGUCUCGGCCAUGCAUAUGGCCAGAGCUCCACCGCAUCUGCAGACCUGCCUGUUUUGAUGCCUCAUCAUCCAAAGUUGCAAAACAUCCGGUCCAAUGUUGAGGUUGUGGUUGACGUGUCGUUCCGCGAUUGGGUUUAUCGAACCCAGCCUGGUGCCUUGCGGCGAAUCAUCAUGAAUCUUUUCGGCAAUGCCAUGAAGUACACCGAUUCUGGCCGGGUCACCUUGUCCCUAGCAGCGACCAGUCAAUCCGAAGGAAAACCUCGCCGACAGGGUCUCGAAGACUUAGUCACAUUGACAAUCACCGAUACGGGCAAGGGAAUUUCAGAAGAGUUCCUGCGUGGAAAGCUCUACACGCCUUUUGCCCAAGAGGACUCAUUGGCAGUAGGAACUGGGCUAGGGUUGUCUAUUGUUCGAAGCUUGGUCAAGGCUCUGAACGGGACAAUUCGCAUACGCAGUCGCCCUGGCGAAGGCACUGUUGUACACGUAUCCCUUCCCCUCGGGCGGCCCGUUGGAAAGGAAAGCCCGGCCAUAAAACCGUCUGGGCAGCUCAUGCAACAGCGUGAACUUCUGACACAAACACUCUUGCUCCGUGAGGGUUACCCUGGGAAGCGAGCAGCCAUUUGGGGCGUCGAACCCGCGGAGGUGUCUCCAAACCCCAAUUGGUCUGAAAUUGGUCGAUACCUUACGGAUUGGUAUGACAUCGAGAUCGUCUCGUGGUCUCGCGAUUCUCAUGUCGAUAUUGUCCUGAUGGAUGAGUCUGAUAUUCCUAAAUUUAUCGAGACAGAGCCUUCUGCUACCUUACCCGCUCUCCUUGUCCUCUGUCACAAAUCGGUAGAUUACAGUGGGGCUCGAUCUGAAUGGCUACCUCUUGCGUCCUCCGUGAAUAUUAUUCGACGUCCCUGUGGACCUCACAAGUUGGCUCGUAGUGUGAUGAGCUGCUUAAGGCCUGUGGAGCGCUCGAGAUCAGGAACACCGGCUUCAACCAAACACCCCAUGAGCCUACCUAUCCGCACUUCUUCAUUGCCGUCUGCGAUCAUUUCUCCCAAUGCCUCUUUCGCUGAUGUGACGAGUGCGCCUGAAUUGAGUGCUGCAGAAUUGGACGAUGCGGGAACCCGCAAUGUUUCGAUGCAGGUUUCACCCAUUCAAGGGCCCUCGGUAAUCACCGGUCUACCGGAGGAUAUCGCCCAGGCCCCCUUGCCAGGACCUUUAUCGGAGGGCUCGGUUCCAUCUACACGGCUAGCACGGGUGCUGGUUGUCGAUGAUAAUCGAAUCAACCUCAAUCUCAUGAUGACUUUCCUCAAGAAACGUCAGCUCAUCGAGCUGCAUGCUGCUGACAAUGGAAAAUUAGCAGUCGAGGCAGUCGAGCGCCUGCAGAGUGGUUAUGAUAUCAUCUUCAUGGACAUGUCCAUGCCUGUUAUGAAUGGUUUCGAAGCCACUCGUGCCAUCCGCUCCUUAGAGAAAGAUUCAGAUGGUCGCAAGCCGGCCAUCAUCAUCGCUCUGACAGGCCUGAGUAGCUCGCGUGACGAGUCUGAAGCCUUGGCUUCUGGUGUGGACCUAUUCCUCACAAAGCCAGUGUCCUUCAGAGAAGUUUCACGACUUUUGAAUGAAUGGGAAAAGGAUGGCAUGGAGGCAGAGCGCAAUAAUGCGCCCUGA
This is a messenger RNA of Penicillium salamii, 4089 nucleotides long. NCBI's taxonomy places the organism in Eukaryota, Fungi, Ascomycota, Eurotiomycetes, Eurotiales, Aspergillaceae. The record is from the annotation of a GenBank genome assembly.